AUGGUCACCGCUCAUCACCUUCCAGUCUCCAUCGCCAUUAACCCAAAGCCGUGGGCUUUAUCGCCGCGAGUCAUCUGUCCAAUCCCCAACGCUCAGUUGACCUUGCCGCUCUUCUCCAUCUACGGGAAUCGACGCCGAGCCUCUCUAAUAUCUGUGCGUGAGGAUGGAAGUAAUGAGAUCCGGUCGACAAGUAAUGAGAUCUGGUCUGACAUUUUGAAAAUUCAUAAGACUGUAAAUUCGACAUAUCCUUGGGUGCUUCUUCCUCCGGCGAGGGAACCUCUACCCAUGAUUGAUAUCCCACCAUCAAUGGUGCGGCAGCCACCGCCUCCUCGACGGCCAGGUAAAGAAGAAUCGAAUACAGAGGUUGAACCCUUCAAAUUCUUGGCUCCACCCGUUCACCAGCAGAUUUACUACCGGAGGAGGUGUAAAAGAAAGAGGGUAACAACAGACAUAGAAUCUUUACCUCAUGAGCUGUUGAUUGAAGUCCUUGCUCGAAUCCCCCCAGGCCGCCAACACGAUAUUUACGAGGCAAGGCUUGUUUGCCGCAAAUGGUACAAUAUCAUCCACACCCGUAAUUUCAUGUCCGCCUACUUACACCACUCCCCUUAUGGUCUCCUAUUCAAAUCCGUGUGUAUCCUCCCUCAAAGGGGAGGGGUCGGGGUCGGGGUCGAGAUGACCCAGUUGAGUUACAAACCUAGGUGUGAGGUCACUAGUAGUUGUAAUGGAUUGUGGUUAGAGACUAAUAUGAAAGAAAGGGGACGUAAACUUUUUGUCACAAAUCCCACGACGGGCCAAAUUGUUUGUCUCCCUCCAUGUGUUCGUAAAGUUUCAAAAGAAAGAUAUGCAAUGGGGUAUGCACCGGCUUCCAUGGAGUAUAAAGCGGUUAUAUACUAUCCUCCUAGAGGAACCCGUCUCUGUCCCCGCCCUACUUGUCAUAUAUUAACUGUUGGAGUUGAUAAAAAAUGGAGGAAUCUUGAUUUGGGACUCAUAUCAUCCGAGAAGGCAAUAACUGCAUUCUUCAAACCUCCGUUGAUUACUGAAGGUUUCAUUCAUUGGAACCAUCCCCAUACCCAUCAUGUCUUGACACUUAAUGUGGAGACCGAAACUUUUACAGAGACUCCCGCUCCUCUCCCGCCGUUACAAGACUUUCCUGCUCGUGGGCGUCAAACCAAUAUUUACUUAUCGACCGGAAAAUAUCUGACGUUAUUGAGUCAUUACGGCAGGGAGUGCUCGUGGGAGGUUUGGGAGAUGAGUCGACCAGAAACAGGGGAAUGGAGAAAGAAGGCCCAUUUUUGCUUGGAGGUUCACAAGGAAAGAUUUGAGAUAUCAGGUGUCGUACCCAAAGAUUUUUUUCUCCCCGUAGGGUGGGUCAAGUACCCAGAGUUGUUGGCCAUGAGAGUUAGCGGUAACACGAAUGCGGUUUUUGUGUACAAUCUUGUUACGCAAGAAAUCGAUGAAAUCGGGUUACCUUCCUAUGUUUUCCGAUACAGUUUUGUGGUACAUAAGAGUAGUUUGGAGUGGAUAGAUGCAGUCAAGCCUACUCGACGACUGGUAUCUCAAUGA
This is a messenger RNA of Striga hermonthica, 1563 nucleotides long. NCBI's taxonomy places the organism in Eukaryota, Viridiplantae, Streptophyta, Magnoliopsida, Lamiales, Orobanchaceae. The record is from the annotation of a GenBank genome assembly.